Messenger RNA from Ciona intestinalis (vase tunicate), 779 nucleotides. Lineage: Eukaryota; Metazoa; Chordata; Ascidiacea; Phlebobranchia; Cionidae. The record is from RefSeq and is a predicted model, not a curated record.
ACAAACAUAAAUUGUUCGUGACCAAAUACAUAAACAAAUAUAAAAUUUACACCAUAGUUAUAUUAAACUAGACAGUCGAGAUUAAACAAACCCAGAUCGUGCCCGUUUCAGGAGAUUUACCGCCAAUGCAACAGUGACACCAAGUGCUUAAUUCCACAGAAUAAGUGGCAUAUAUUAGUAAUACACACAUUACAAUGGAUCCAAGACAGGCGGCACAAAGGAAAGCUAUUCUGGCAAAACUUAAAGCUUCAGGUUUUGUAACAAGCAAACCUGUUGAGCCAGAAGAAAGUUCUGAGGACCAGGAAUAUAAUUUUGAGAAAUUAAAAACAUUUCAUAUUCCAAGAAAAAGGGAACAACAUGGAGAAAAAGAACUACUGACAACACUUGAUUUAAAGUCAAGGGAGUAUAUUCACACACUUCUACCAGCCGUUAAAUCUUCUUACUUCUACUCCCACUCCCAACGAAGAAUAAAAAUAAACAAAGUUGAAGUUGUUCAUAACGCUGCACUGGAAAAAGAGUUUUUGGAUCGCAAACGCGAUAUGAAAAGUGAUGGAAGAUCCGACAAAGAGUUGAGCGAAUGUUUUGGGUUUUCCUACACGGCCAGUGCGCAAGAGGUGAGUUAUCAUUUCUUCUUUUCUUUACCAUUUCUCACUUACUUUACUUUAUUUGUUCGCUUUUUUAUCGACGAUCCUGUUGGACUGAUGUUUUUGCAUACUUUUUACUGGUUUUUUAGUUUAGAGUUUAAAUAGAAGAAUUUAACUGUAUCACAUUUCAUUAUU